AUGGCUACUCCCGAUGGACCAGCGGAUUUUCGUUUGGAGUACAUCGGUGGUUUCGUUCAGAAGUCGCUGAAACUGAAACCGGAGAAGUGGGCCAGGUUACUACUCACGGAGGAAUACAGAAACGCUGUGCUGGAUUUUGUUGAUAAUCCUCUGCCAGCUGCACUCUUCGUAGCUUUGACACCGAACGCGCAAUUGGUGGCUUCAACCUCGUUCCCUAUACCAUGCCAGAGAACCAAAGGUAUUUACGCCGUGAAGAUAGAACAGGCACCAUUAUCCAAGGAAAAAGAAGUUUGUUCAUCGAUGCUGAUAUUAGGAGAUCUGUCGUCUCGAGUUGUCGAUCAAUUAGCUACUUUGGUGGACAAUUUAUUCGCGCCCCUGUUGAGCAAUGCAGAGAAUCACAAGGACUUGCCUGACAUCGCGAUUCAGGACAUCUGUAGACACGUUCAUUCUCUUCGCGGUACUUUGUACCAAGUGAAAGGUCAGGUGAACGGCAGGACGGUGCUCCCAAUGCCAGCCGGAAUGGAGAGGGCAACGGAAGUGGAAAAGCUGGUGCGAACAGAAGGCCCCCAAGCCGUCGAUCUGUACUUGAAGAGUGCCAUCGAGGGUGUCGUGAUAAAGUGGGCCUACUUGGUGAACGACGUUGUCACUCAGGAAUCUGGCGCUGCUUUCGAGAAUGGUCAAAAUCCCACCCCCUAUGUCGAGCUUGACUAUUGGUCCACGAGACUAGCUAAUUUAAGAUAUAUCUACGAUCAAUUGCAAGAGGAUCGCGUGAAGAAAAUGGCGAGCAUUUUGGAAACGACAGACAGCGCCUAUUUCCCCUGCUUUCGCACCCUUUUCGAUAACGUAGUAUCCUCGAUGGCAGAGGCGAAAGAGAUAUCUCUGUAUCUAUCUCCAUUGGCCAAGUGUUUCAAAGCGGUCGAAGAGGUCGACUUCUCCGAGGCUAAGCCGCUAAUGGCCACGCUGAUACACUCGGUCGGAUUAGCCUGGUCGAAAUCUAGCUACUAUCAGAGCUCCACCAAGGUGAUCAUCAUGUUUCGACAGAUUUCCAACCUGUUGAUACAGGAGGCUCGUCGAUUCCUCGACCCGACCUCCAUUUUCCAGAGCGACGUCGACGAGGCUUUACAGCGUGUGCAGAUAUCUCGAGGCAUCUUGGAAGAGUUCAAACGACAAUUCGAACUUAGAAAAGACAUGCCAGCGAUGAAACCCGAUGCACCACCGUGGACCUUCAAUUCCAGCGCCGUUUUCGCUCGCCUGGAUGCUUUCUUGAAACGACUGAGCGACAUCGAGUGGCUAUUCAACACCGUGAUGGAAUUUUCCAAGCUGGAAAAGAUAGAAAUCGGCGGGAUCCUCGGCCGAUCCCUCAGCACCAGGAUCGUCAACGUGUACAAAGAGUUCCAGCAGCUGUUCGUUUCUUUCACGGUGCGGGCAAACGACGCGCUCGAGCCAGACGACGAAUCUUUCACCGUAGACUGUGCCAAGUUCAACGAGUCCAUUACCGAUCUCGAUUGUAAAUUGGCGGCCAUUAUUUGCCAGGCUUUCGACGAUUGCGGCAACCUCGAGAGCGUCUUCAAGUUGAUAAAUAUCGUUGGAACGGUGCUAGACAGACCAAUGAUAAGCAAACAGUUCGCAAAUCGCUACACCAGAAUUUUGGAUCUAUUGAACGUCGAGCUGACUGUAGUCGAAGUUCUGUUUAAUCGUGGCACUAGAGGCGCUCUAAUUAAUCUUCCACCUUUAGCCGCGGCCUUGACAUUUAUCACCAUGCUCAGACAACGCAUCGAUCUUCCCGUUCAAUCUUUCAAAGCUAUUCAACAUCCAAUAGUGAACAGCGAAGAGGGCCAGAACAUAGAAAAACGUUAUGAAAGGCUUAUCCAGAUCUUUAAGGAUAAGGAGACUGAAUUGUUCACGGAAUGGGCACGAACCGUACCUGACGCAGUCGAUAUUGGACUGAAUCGCAAUAUUCUCUAUCGCGAGAAGGAUUCCACGUUACUGCUCAACUUUGAUCCCCAGCUUUUGUGUGUUUUAAAGGAAGUGAACUAUCUGAAGCAAAUGUCUCGAUCAGACAUUCCCGAAGAGGCAAUAAAGGUGUCGGAAAACGUAGAAACGUUCCGAAAGUUCCGCACGCUGCUAGCAGCCACGGUGUGUUCGUACAACAACGUGUGCAAGACGACCAGGCGAGUGGAGUUCCAGUUGAUCGAGAAGGAGAUAACUAGGAUCGAUUCGUUGGUGUCUCGAGGAGAAAUAGAAUUAUGCUGGAAGUCGGACGGCGUUCUGGAGUACAUCGUGGAAUUGGGUGAACUCGUGGAGGGGCUUUGGAAGCGAAUCAAAUCGACCCAGACGAACGCCGAGAAGAUCAAAGCGGUGUUGGACGCCUGGACGAGGACGCCUCUCAUCGAGAGGAAGGAUCGUCGUAAGGACGCUUUAUUGUCGUUCGACGAACGGCCAGAAAAAGUAUCAAGACGUUACGGCGAGGUCGAGAGGGCUGCCGAACAGAUUCAUUCGUUGUUGGAAGAGAACAGGCUGCUUUUUCAAGUUUCCGACGAAAUGGAGGAACCGUGGCAAAAAUACGUAGAUUACAUCGACAGAAUCGUGAUGGAGUCCCUUCGAAAGGCUGUAGGGUGUUCGUUAGGGUAUUUGGUAGACAAUAUGGAUUCCAAUGAAGAAACUGAGCCGCUAUUAGAAGCGAAGUUAGAACUCAGGGAACCAGAUCUCUAUUACGUGCCUUCGUUGGAACCUGACGAUCCGGAUGGACUGGAUCAAUUAAUCUUGGCACUUUUGAAUGAUAUCAUAGGGAUGGCUGCACUGGUGCCACGAUUAAAAAGAGAUGCCAUGGGAUACAGCAAAGAACUAGAGGAAGAUCCGGAUAUAAAGGGGAUGAAAAAUGAAAUUAUGAAUAACGUUUCGACCGCGGUGGAGGAAGCUACCGAAUUCUGCAGCAACUUCGAAGGAUACGCCUAUCUCUGGUUAGACGAUAGAGACAUGGUGAUGCAACAGUUUCUCGAGUAUAGCCGACAAUUGACGAUGGAGGAAAUGGAGAUGGUGGCCGUGCAGGAUCCCAAGGGGCCGACACGGUCACCGCCGAAAAUGGAGCAAUUCCGCGAGCAAAUCGACCUUUACGAGGGCCUCUAUCUCGAGAUCGAGGAAAUGGAACCAUCGAAAGUGUUUUGUGGCUGGUUCAGGGUAAACCUUAGACCCUUCAGACAGUCGGUGCUGAACAUGGUCUGCAAAUGGUCCAGCAUGUUCAAGAGACAUCUGGUCGAUCGCGUUACCAGCAGCCUCUCGGAUUUGGGAUCGUUUAUAAGACGAGCAGACGAGGGUUUGCUUCAACCAAUACAACCAGGUGACUACGUCGGACUCGUUAGUGUGAUGGGUUAUCUCUUGCAAGUGAAAGAAAGACAACCGACUACGGAUGAAAUGUUCCAGCCGUUGGAAGAGACGGUCGAAUUGUUGAAAUUUUACGAUCAGGAUAUCCCAGAGGAAGUAAACGUUCUGCUUCAAGAACUGCCCGAGCAAUGGUCUAAUACGAAGAAACUGGCGCUUAUGGUUAAACAGCAAGUGGCACCCCUGCAAGCAGGCGAAGUGUCUAGAAUACGAGGACGAAUCUCCGCGUUCGACACGACCAUAACUCACUACCGCGAAGCUUUUCGGCGCUACAGUUUCUUCAAACACGAUUGUUCGAAUCCUUACGAACUGCUAGACGAAGGACACAAGGAGAUUCUGAUGCUGGAACGUCAAAUGAAAGACAUCCAGGAGUCUGCAUCGUUGUUCGAAGUUAUGGUGCCAGAAUUCAAAGUGUUGAGGCAAUGUAGAAGAGAGUUGAAGAUGUUGAAGCAACUAUGGGACUACGUGAAUAUCGUUAGAAGCUGUAUAGAAGGAUGGAAGACUACGCCUUGGAGAAAAAUCGACGUAGAGAACAUGGACAUCGAGUGCAAGAAAUUUUCCAAGGAGAUACGAGCCCUGGACAAGGAAAUGAGAUCGUGGGACACUUUCGUAUCAUUGGAGGCAACCGUGAAGAAUAUGUUGACGUCCUUGAGGGCCGUAGCAGAACUCCAGAAUCCAGCUAUAAGGGAAAGGCAUUGGAGGCAAUUAAUGAAUAGCACCAAGAAACUGGGCGACAUGACUCCAGAAAUGACCGUACGAUUCGUUAUGGACGAGUCUACCACGUUGGCCGAUCUUCUGGAGCUAAAUCUUCACGAGUGCGAGGAAGAAGUGAAGAACAUCGUGGACAAAGCCGUGAAAGAAAUGUCUAUGGAAAAGUACAUGAGAGAAUUGAACGCCACCUGGUCGAAAAUGGAAUUCGAGAAAGAAAUUCACGCUAGAACUGGCGCUACCCUAAUAAGAGCCAGCGAGGAAUUGAUCGAAACGUUGGAAGAGAACCAGGUCCAGCUACAAAACCUUAUCACUUCGAAGUUCAUCGCCCACUUCCUAGAGGAAGUCUCCAGCUGGCAACGAAAGCUGAGCAUCGCCGAUCAAGUUACUACAAUUUGGUUCGAGGUGCAACGAACCUGGAUGCACCUCGAGAGCAUCUUCACCUCCUCGGAAGAUAUAAGAAGACAAUUGCCAGUGGAUGCCGAGAGGUUCGAUCGAAUCGACAAGGAAUUCAAGCAAAUGACAGAGGAGCUAGCGAAGACGCCAAACGUCGUGCAAGCAACGAACAGAGAAGGCCUGGUGUCUUCUCUCGAUAUCCUCCAAAAGGAAUUGGUUCUCUGCGAGAAAGCCUUGGCAGAAUAUUUGGAAACGAAGCGUCUCGCGUUCCCGAGAUUCUACUUCGUUUCGUCCAGUGAUCUGUUAGAUAUUUUGUCGAAUGGAAAUCAGCCGGAGAUCGUGGCCAAGCAUCUGACAAAACUAUUCGACUCCAUGGCUCGAUUGAAAUUCGAUGACGCGGCUGCUGGCUCGCCAAAACGCGUAUUGGGUAUGUUCGCGAAAGAUGGAGAGUACGUGGAAUUCGCGAACUGCGAGAUGAGCUGCGAGGGCGCAGUGGAGGCAUGGUUAAAUCGUUUGCAACAAGCGAUGAGAGCCACAAUAAGAUACUAUUUCAGCGAGGCUGUGAUAACUUACGAGGAGAAGUCCCGAGAACAAUGGCUGUUCGACUACCCAGCUCAAGUUUCUCUCUGUGGAACGCAAAUUUGGUGGACGACCGAGGUGAACAUCGCGUUCGCCAGACUGGAAGAGGGUUACGAUAAUUCUUUGAAAGACUAUCUAAAGAAACAGAUCUCUCAAUUAAGCACACUGAUCACGCUAUUGAUCGGAGAGCUAACGAAACAGGAGAGACAAAAGGUGAUGACGAUCUGCACUAUCGAUGUACAUUCUCGAGACGUGGUGGCGAAGCUAGUGCAGUCCAAGGUGGAGACGUCGCAGGCGUUCCAAUGGCAGAGUCAACUUCGCCAUCGUUGGGACGAAAAGGAGAAGGAUUGCUUUGCUAAUAUUUGCGACGCGCAGUUUAAAUACUCUCACGAAUACUUGGGAAAUACUCCCAGAUUGGUUAUAACACCGUUGACGGAUAGAUGUUACAUAACUCUGACCCAAUCUCUUCAUUUAAUAAUGGGUGGUGGGCCAGCAGGCCCAGCGGGCACUGGAAAAACCGAAACCACCAAAGAUCUAGGCAGAGCUCUCGGCAUAAUGGUCUACGUGUUCAAUUGUUCCGAGCAGAUGGACUACAAAUCCUGCGGUAACAUCUAUAAAGGAUUAGCCCAAACUGGCGCCUGGGGUUGUUUCGACGAGUUCAACCGAAUCACGGUCGAAGUACUCUCCGUAGUAGCUGUCCAAGUGAAAUCGAUUCAGGACGCCAUUCGAGAUAAGAAAGAGAAAUUCAACUUCAUGGGAGAAAUAAUCAGCCUCGAACCAACGGUCGGUAUAUUCAUCACGAUGAAUCCAGGUUACGCAGGACGAACAGAGUUACCGGAGAAUUUAAAAGCCUUAUUCCGACCGUGUGCCAUGGUAGUCCCCGAUUUUGAACUCAUCUGCGAGAUUAUGUUAGUGGCAGAGGGAUUCCAGGAUGCGAGAAUUCUAGCGAGAAAGUUCAUUACGCUGUAUACUCUAUGCAAGGAGCUGUUAUCAAAGCAGGACCAUUAUGACUGGGGAUUGCGCGCGAUAAAGUCGGUCCUCGUGGUCGCCGGAAGUCUGAAGAGGGGAGACCCCGGCAGACCGGAGGAACAAGUGCUCAUGAGAGCUCUUCGAGACUUCAACAUUCCCAAAGUGGUUUCCGACGACCUGCCUGUGUUUAUGGGUUUGAUAGCCGACCUGUUCCCCGCCUUGGACGUUCCCAGAAAACGCGACGUGGAAUUCGAGAAGAUGGUUAAACAGGCAGCAGCUGAUUUGAUGCUGCAACCAGAAGACGGCUUCAUCCUCAAAGUCGUUCAACUGGAGGAACUAUUAGAAGUACGACACUCGGUUUUCAUCGUGGGAACUGCAGGAUCCGGAAAGACUCAAGUUUGGAAGUCGUUGUUUAGAACGUAUCAAAACAUGAAGAGAAAGCCUGUAUACAACGAUUUGAAUCCGAAAGCUGUAACGAAUGACGAAUUAUUUGGUAUAAUUAAUCCAGCGACCAGAGAAUGGAAGGAUGGCUUGUUCUCGGUUAUUAUGAGAGAACAGGCUAACUUGGGCGGAGAGAAUCCUAAGUGGAUAGUUCUAGAUGGCGAUAUCGAUCCCAUGUGGAUCGAGUCAUUGAACACUGUCAUGGACGAUAACAAGGUUCUGACUUUAGCUAGUAACGAAAGAAUAGCUUUGACUCCUGUAAUGAGGCUGCUCUUUGAGAUCUCUAAUUUGAGAACUGCUACUCCAGCUACCGUAUCCAGAGCAGGGAUUUUGUAUAUCAAUCCUCAGGAUCUAGGCUGGAAUCCUUACGUCACGAGCUGGGUGGAGAAAAGAACGUCGCCAAUUGAAAAAUCCAAUUUGGUUAUGUUGUUUGACAAGUACAUCCCUGCUAGCUUGGAAACAUUAAGAACAAGAUUCAAAAAGAUAACACCGAUCGCAGAUAUGGCGCACGUACAGAUGCUAUGUCAUCUUCUUCACUGUCUUCUCAAGCCGGAAUUAACCUCCGCUGAUUUCUUGAAGGAACAUUAUGAACUCUACUUUGUUUUCGCUGCCGUUUGGGCUUUUGGUUCCUCGAUGUUCCAAGAUCAAACGAUAGAUUAUCGCGUGGAAUUUAGUAAGUGGUGGAUAAAUGAAUUUAAACAGAUUAAGUUUCCUUCGCAAGGCACUGUGUUUGAUUAUUAUAUAGACUCUGAGACAAAGAACUUCGUUCCGUGGUCUCAGCGUUUGCCAAAGUUCGAAUUGGACCCUGAAAUACCUCUGCAAGCUGUUUUGGUUUACACUGCGGAGUCUAUUCGAAUUAGGUACUUCUUAGAUUUAUUAAUGGCCGAGAAACAUCCAGUGAUGUUAGUUGGAACAGCUGGUUGCGGGAAGACUGUUCUCGUAGCAGAGAAACUUCUACAGUUACCUGAAAAUUACACAGUAUCCAAUGUACCCUUUAAUUUUUACACUUCUUCGGAGAUGCUGCAGAAGAUUCUGGAGAAGUCUCUGGAGAAGAAGGCUGGUAGAAAUUACGGCCCACCUGGGAAUAAAACUUUGGUGUAUUUCAUCGAUGAUUUGAAUAUGCCAGAAGUUGACGCUUAUGGAACUGUCCAACCGCAUACUUUGAUCCGUCAGCAUUUGGAUUACGGUCACUGGUACGAUAGAACGAAGCUAACUCUGAAAGAUAUUCACAACUGUCAAUACGUUAGCUGUAUGAAUCCUACGGCUGGAUCUUUCACUGUCAAUCCUAGACUGCAGAGGCAUUUUUCCGUGUUUGCGGUCAGUUUUCCUAACAGCGAUUCGUUGACGACUAUUUAUUCGUCUAUCUUGAGGCAGCAUUUGUCCAACAUGGAACACAGGUUUCCCAUUUCUGUCGUCGAAAUGUGUAACAGCAUCGUUCAAGCGUCGAUUCAGCUACAUCAUCGUUGCGCUCAAAUGUUCCUCCCAACAGCAGUGAAAUUCCAUUAUAUCUUCAAUCUUCGUGACUUGUCGAACUGCUUUCAAGGAUUACUAUUCAGUGGGAACGAGUGUCUACAAUCUUCUAUAGACUUAAUCAGAUUAUGGCUCCAUGAGACGCAUCGCGUUUACGGAGAUAAGCUUACAGAUGAAAAGGACAUAGAGAGCUUUUCUAAACUACAAUUGGAUAUUUUGAAGAAGAACGUGGAGGAAAUUGACGAGGGUGCCAUUUUGGAGAAGCCUAAUAUCUAUUGUCAUUUUGCAGGUGGAGUCGGAGAGCCAAAGUACAUGCCGGUAAAGGACUGGGCGACUCUGCAUCGAUUGCUAUCGGAAGCAAUGGUCAGCUACAACGAUCUAGUAGCUGCUAUGAAUCUGGUGCUGUUCGAGGAUGCCAUGAUGCACGUGUGCCGGAUAAACAGGAUCUUGGAGUCGCCUCGAGGCAGCGCUCUCCUCGUCGGUGUGGGAGGUUCUGGCAAACAAAGCUUGUCACGAUUGGCUGCUUUCAUAAGCUCGCUGGAGGUAUUCCAAAUUCAGUUGAAGAAGGGUUAUGGAAUCGUCGAUCUGAAAUUGGAGCUCGCUGUUCUGUAUAACAAGUCGGGUUUGAAGAAUCUGGGCAUCGUGUUCUUGAUGACCGACGCUCAAGUGGCGAACGAACAAUUCCUCGUGCUGAUCAACGACAUGCUUGCUUCUGGCGAGGUUCCAGAUCUCUUUGCCGAGGACGAAGUGGAGAACAUAAUAGCAGGAGUUCGUAACGAGGUGAAGGGCGCUGGUAUGCUAGAUACCCGCGAGAAUUGUUGGAAGUUCUUCAUCGACCGGGUACGCCGCCAGCUUCGGAUAGUUCUCUGCUUCUCCCCUGUCGGAUCCACUUUAAGGAUUCGCUCGAGGAAAUUCCCGGCCAUAAUAAAUUGCACGGCGAUAAACUGGUUCCACGAAUGGCCGCAAGAAGCUUUGAUGUCUGUGUCGAAGAGGUUUCUGCAGGAGUUGGACGAACUUCCGGAAAAUUACAGGGAGGCUGCGGCGAAAUUUAUGGCCCACGCUCACACGACCGUCAACGCAGCCAGCAGACAUUAUUUGGCCAGCGAGCGCCGAUACAACUAUACCACGCCAAAGUCCUUUCUCGAGCAGAUCAGUUUGUACACUAGAUUGUUGAAAACGAAGGCUUGCGAGCUUCGUGGUCGAGUAGCUAGGCUGGAGAACGGUUUGGAAAAGCUUCGUUCGACUGCGGUACAGGUGGAUAAAUUGAAAGAGAAACUGGCGAUGCAAGAGAUAGAAUUGCAGCAGAAGAACGACGCAGCUGAUGCUCUGAUCGCCAUUGUUGGUAUCGAGACGGACAAAGUACAAAAGGAGAAGGCUAUAGCGGACGAGGAGGAGUCGAAGGUUGCUAUAAUAGCUGAAGAGGUAUCGAAGAAACAGAGGGACUGCGAAGUGGACUUGAUGAAGGCAGAACCGGCUCUCUUGGCUGCCCAAGAGGCUCUGAAUACACUGAACAAGGCGAAUCUGACGGAAUUGAAGUCGUUUGGUUCGCCACCAGGUGUUGUAACGAACGUAACUGCCGCUGUGAUGGUUCUCUUGGCUCCAGCUGGGAAAAUACCCAAGGACAGGAGCUGGAAAGCUGCCAAGAUCAUGAUGGCGAAGGUCGACACGUUCUUGGACUCCCUAAUCAACUACGACAAAGAAAAUAUACAUCCGGAAGUAAUCAAGGCGAUUCAACCGUAUCUGAAAGACUCCGAAUUCGAGCCAGAAUUCGUGAGAUCGAAAUCAGCGGCAGCUGCGGGUCUCUGUGCCUGGGUGAUCAACAUUAUUAAGUUUUACGAGGUGUUCUGCGACGUGGAGCCAAAGAGGAAAGCGUUGGCACAGGCGAACGCAGAUUUGGCCGCUGCUCAGGAGAAGUUAAGCGUGAUCAAACGCAAAGUUGUUUCGUUGGAAGAGCAAUUGGCGAAGCUGACGGCGGACUUCGAACAGGCAACGUCCGAGAAGCUCAAGUGUCAACAAGAGGCAGACGCGACCAACGCUACGAUUGCUCUGGCUAACAGGCUGGUCGGUGGUUUGGCCUCGGAAAAUAUACGAUGGGCGGAUUCCGUAGCCAAUUUCAUGCAACAAACUUCCACCCUACCCGGUGACGUUCUUCUGGUGACAUCGUUCAUAUCUUACGUGGGCUGUUUCACAAAACAAUUUCGCCAGGAUCUGCUACACAAGCAAUGGCUACCGUUUUUACGUAACGUAGAACCGACGGUUCCAAUCACGGAGGGUCUGGACCCUCUGUCGUUACUGACGAACGACACACAGAUAGCCAAGUGGAACAACGAAGGACUUCCAAACGAUAGAAUGUCGACGGAAAACGCAACUAUUCUGACGAGUUCCGACCGAUGGCCCUUAAUGAUCGACCCUCAGCUGCAGGGAAUUAAAUGGAUCAAGCAGAAAUACGGGGAGGAACUUCGUGUCAUUAGGCUCGGGCAGAAGGGUUACUUGGAUGUCAUCGAGCAAUGUCUAGCAACCGGGUCGACCGUGCUCGUCGAGAACAUCGGCGAAACGGUCGAUCCGGUGUUGGAUCCACUGUUAGGCAGAAACUUGAUUAAGAAGGGUCGGGCGAUUAAGAUCGGCGACAAGGAGGUCGAAUACAAUCCGCUGUUCAGAUUAUUAUUGCACACGAAGCUGGCUAAUCCCCAUUACAAGCCCGAGAUGCAGGCUCAAACUACUCUAAUUAAUUUCACGGUAACGAGGGACGGUCUCGAGGAUCAAUUACUAGCGGAGGUAGUGAAAGCCGAGCGACCGGAUCUCGAGGAGCUGAAGGCUGAGCUCACCAGACAGCAGAACGAUUUCAAGAUUACGCUCAACAGUUUGGAAGAUUCCCUUUUAUCGAGAUUGUCUUCAGCGGGCAGCAACGUUUUAGAGGACACGUCGUUGGUGGAGAAUCUGGAGACGACGAAGAGGACCGCGGCAGAAAUCGAGUCGAAGGUGACGGAAGCCCGCGGCACAAGCCGUGAGAUCGACGCCGCAAGAGAAUUGUAUCGACCAGCGGCAGCCAGAGCUUCUCUCCUCUACUUCAUCCUGAACGAUCUGAACACCAUCAAUCCAAUCUAUCAAUUUUCCUUGAAAGCUUUCAGCGUGGUGUUUCAAAAAGCCAUCUCGAAGGCCGAUCCCGCCCCAGACGUGUCCGCGAGAGUGAAGAAUCUGAUCGAGUGCAUCACCUAUUCCGUGUUCAUGUACACUAGCAGAGGGUUGUUCGAGUGCGACAAACUGAUCUUCGCGUCGCAGAUGGCCUUUCAGAUACUACUCGCUAGAAACGAGGUGACUGCAGCAGAGUUGGACUUCCUCUUACGGUUCCCCAUCACGCCGCACGUUACAUCCCCCGUUGAUUUCCUUUCCAAUAUCAGCUGGGGUGGAAUUAGGAGUCUCGCUAGUAGAGAAGAAUUUCGCAAUUUAGACAGAGACAUAGAGACUUCGGCAAAGAGAUGGAAAAAGUUGGUGGAAUGCGAGUGUCCGGAACGAGAGAAAUUCCCGCAGGAAUGGAAGAACAAAACGACUAUUCAGCGUCUGUGCAUGCUCAGGGCACUGCGACCCGAUAGAAUGACCUACGCAAUCGCAGCAUUCAUCGAAGAGAAGCUUGGUCCAAGGUAUAUCGAAGGUAGAACCGUCGAGUUCGCAAAAUCUUACGAAGAAACCAGCCCUUCUACGCCUAUCUUCUUUAUCCUUUCUCCUGGGGUGAAUCCUUUGAAGGAUGUAGAGGACCUGGGUCGUCGCUUGGGUUACACGUUGGAUAAUCAAAAUUUUCACAACGUGUCGCUGGGUCAGGGACAGGAAUCCGUUGCAGAAGAAGCUAUGGACGUGGCCGCGAAGAACGGCCAUUGGGUGAUUUUGCAGAAUAUUCAUUUGGUGAAAAAAUGGCUGCCAUUAUUGGAAAAGAAAUUAGAAAUGGCCGCAGAGGGCUCGCACGAGAAUUACAGGGUGUUUAUGAGCGCGGAACCAGCUAGUACACCAGCAGGACACAUCAUUCCUCAAGGGAUCCUCGAGUCGUCCAUUAAGAUUACGAACGAACCACCCACGGGGAUGCAGGCGAAUCUGCACAAAGCUCUGGACAAUUUCACUCAAGAGACGUUGGAGAUGUGCAGCAAGGAGGCAGAGUUCAAGGCCAUUCUAUUUUCUCUCUGUUACUUCCACGCGGUGGUCGCGGAGCGCCGGAAAUUCGGCCCACAGGGCUGGAAUAAAAUCUAUCCCUUCAACGUAGGCGAUCUUCACAUCAGUGUCAGCGUGUUGUACAAUUAUUUGGAAGCUACGUCGAAGGUGCCUUGGGAGGAUUUGAGGUAUCUUUUCGGCGAAAUUAUGUACGGCGGGCAUAUAACCGACGACUGGGACAGAAGGCUGUGUGUCUCCUAUCUCGAGGAAUUAAUGCAACCCGAAUUAGUCGACGGAGAGUUGCACUUAGCGCCAGGAUUCCCAGCGCCACCAAAUACAGAUUUAGUCGGUUACCAUGCCUACAUCGACGAAGCGAUGCCUGCGGAAUCACCCUAUUUGUACGGUUUACACCCAAAUGCAGAAAUAGGUUUCUUAACGAUGACUGCAGAGAAUCUCUUUAAAACCGUCUUUGAGAUGCAACCGAGGGACGCGGGUAGCUCUGGAGGACAAACAGUGACCAGGGAAGAAAAGGUGAAGCAAAUACUGGACGAAAUAAUGGAGAAACUUCCAGAGGAGUUCAAUAUGGCCGAAAUAAUGGGCAAAGUGGAAGAAAGGACUCCGUACGUGAUCGUAGCAUUCCAAGAGUGCGAACGAAUGAAUCAUCUGACCACGGAAAUAAAACGGUCGUUGCGCGAACUGGAUUUAGGCCUGAAGGGAGAACUAACGAUCACUUCAGAUAUGGAGGACUUGGAGAACGCGUUGUUCCUUGACCAAGUGCCACCUGUUUGGGCUCAAAGGGCUUAUCCAUCUUUAUUAGGACUGGCAGCUUGGUUCGUCGACCUGUUACUACGGAUCAGAGAAUUGGAAACGUGGUCCACUGACUUUGUCUUGCCACCAUCGGUCUGGUUGGCCGGAUUUUUCAAUCCUCAGUCGUUGCUCACGGCCAUCAUGCAAUCGACAGCUAGGAGACAGGAACUUCCGCUUGAUAAAAUGUGCUUGCAAUGCGACGUGACGAAGAAGAACAAGGAGGAGUUACUGUUGUCUUUUUUAUAUAUCAGGGCAGCUCCCAGGGACGGUGCAUAUAUUCAUGGGAUAUUUAUGGAGGGAGCACGAUGGGACGUGCAGUCUGGCAUUCUAGUCGAUUCGAAACCGAAGGAACUGUUUCCUGUGAUGCCGGUGAUCAACGUAAGAGCGAUUACACAAGAUAAACAGGACUUGAGGAAUAUGUACGAGUGUCCUGUUUAUAAAACGAGAACUCGAGGACCUACCUACGUGUGGACUUUCAAUUUGAAGACCAAAGAUAAGGCUGCAAAGUGGACGUUGGCAGGUGUAGCGUUGUUGCUUCAAACUUGAAUACUUAUGUUGAUCUAUCCAGUGGGAAUGGAAACGCCUCGCGUAUGAAGUUGUUUAGAAAAACUUGUUUGAAUGAAUAGAAAACGUUUAGUAUUGUUGGGAGCAGAGAGACGCUGAUUGGACGCGUUAAUACCAGGUCAGUGUGUCAGAGCGGGCGUUUCAUGGGGGGCAAAAUGGUGGCCCAUGGUUCGGUACAAAGGAACCAUGCCUGCCUCCUGUGACGUGACAUUACAGAGGGGUGCGAAGUGGAGUAAAGAACGAAGGGAGGUCGGCGUGCAAGGAAGAGGGGAAACACUAGCCGAGGAGGUUCGCAGAGAGACGACGCCUCUACAUCUAUGGGUCAUCUACGAACGUCGUCGAGCAAAUGAACGGACGAAGAAUUUUUGCUGGUGUAUUAGCUGGUGAAGAAAAGGAAAAUGACGUAAAGAGAAACCGAGAUGCGAGA
Messenger RNA from Bombus pyrosoma, 13876 nucleotides. RefSeq names its product dynein beta chain, ciliary (gene Dhc93AB). Gene Ontology annotation, cellular component: dynein complex. Gene Ontology annotation, biological process: microtubule-based movement. The record is from RefSeq and is a predicted model, not a curated record. Gene Ontology annotation, molecular function: dynein light intermediate chain binding; minus-end-directed microtubule motor activity; ATP binding. The coding region runs from base 1 to 13431 and encodes 4476 amino acids. The transcript has 39 exons. Lineage: Eukaryota; Metazoa; Arthropoda; Insecta; Hymenoptera; Apidae.